Molecule: messenger RNA, 2668 nt
Organism: Hypanus sabinus (Atlantic stingray)
Lineage: Eukaryota; Metazoa; Chordata; Chondrichthyes; Myliobatiformes; Dasyatidae
Gene: csk
Product: C-terminal Src kinase
Exons: 15
Coding region: 338-1690 (450 amino acids)
Biological process (GO): adherens junction organization; protein phosphorylation; regulation of Fc receptor mediated stimulatory signaling pathway
Molecular function (GO): ATP binding; protein binding; protein tyrosine kinase activity
Source: RefSeq, a predicted model, not a curated record
CGAGCCGGCGGCUGGGGGUGGAUCGGAUUGGGCAAAGGCGCGGCGGCGGCAGAAGGUCUUGCCCUCCGCGGAGUGAGGAUACAGGCGGGUGUUUGCGCGGUAGCUGCCGGAGGGGAAGAGUACUUGAUUGGCCAUAAAGGACUUUGAGACAUCCUGAAAGUGACAUGAAAGGCAGUGUAUAAAUAACAAGGUCCUCCAGACCCGGCAACAUCCUUGUAAAUAAGAUUGAAAGAGUACAGAGAAAACUUGCAUCUUUUCCUGUAGGUCUGAUGGUACCAAGCAAACGUUAAACCGUUGUGAGGCUUCCGACCCACAGCAACUAUUGCAGAAGUGCAACAUGUCACAGUCACAGACAAUAUGGGCAUCAGGCACAGAGUGUAUAGCCAAAUACAAUUUCAGUGGCAGUGCAGAGCAGGACCUUCCAUUUAGCAAAGGCGAUGUUCUCACCAUUAUAUCAGUUACCAAGGAUCCCAACUGGUACAAAGCAAAAAGCAAAAUAGGUAAAGAAGGAAUUAUCCCUGCAAACUAUGUCCAAAAGAGAGAAGGAGUUAAGUCUGGAGCCAAGCUUAGCCUUAUGCCCUGGUUUCAUGGAAAAAUUACUCGUGAGCAAGCUGAGAGGCUACUGUAUCCACCUGUAGACGGUUUAUAUUUGGUACGGGAAAGUACGAACUAUCCUGGAGAUUACACACUGUGUGUGAGCUGUAGUGGGAAGGUGGAACAUUACCGAAUCAUUUAUUCGGAAAGCAAGCUCAGCAUCGAUGAAGAAGCCUAUUUUGACAACCUGAUGCAAUUGGUAGAGCAUUACACCUUGGAUGCAGAUGGGUUGUGUACCCGUCUCAUCACUCCCAAACUCAUGGAAGGAACAGUGGCAGCACAGGAUGAAUUCUCUCGAAGUGGGUGGUCAUUAAAUAUGCGAGAGCUCAAAUUAUUACAGACAAUAGGAAAAGGAGAAUUUGGAGAUGUGAUGUUGGGUGAAUAUAGAGGAAACAAAGUUGCAGUCAAAUGCAUUAAACAUGAUGCAACUGCGCAAGCAUUUGUUGCUGAGGCAUCUGUGAUGACGCAACUUCGCCACAAAAACUUAGUUCAACUGCUGGGUGUCAUCGUGGAAGAAAGUGGCUCACUGUACAUUGUAACAGAGUACAUGGCAAAAGGAAGUUUGGUGGACUACCUAAGAUCGCGAGGAAGAUCUGUUCUUGGUGGAGAUUGUUUACUAAAGUUUUCCAUUAAUGUCUGUGAAGCAAUGGAAUACCUGGAAGCAAAUAAUUUUGUACAUAGGGAUUUAGCCGCUCGUAAUGUUUUGGUCUCUGAGGAUAACAUAGCUAAAGUUAGUGAUUUUGGUCUUACAAAAGAAGCUUCAUCUACGCAAGACACCGGAAAGCUGCCAGUAAAAUGGACUGCGCCUGAAGCUCUUAAAGAAAAGAAUUUUUCUACUAAAUCAGAUGUUUGGAGUUUUGGGAUUCUUCUAUGGGAAAUUUACUCUUUUGGGCGAGUGCCUUAUCCCAGGAUGCCUCUGAAAGACGUGGUUCCUCGUGUCGAGAAGGGUUACAAAAUGGAUCCGCCUGAUGGGUGUUCACCUUCUGUUUACGAGUUGAUGAAACUGUGCUGGGAACUGGACCCUGGUCGAAGACCUACCUUCAAGCAAUUGAGAGCUAAGUUGCAGGAAAUCAGAACUAAGGAAAUGCGCCUGUGACAGUCCAGAAUGCCAUGGAACUUUUUUUUUGGGAAAAAAAACUGCUCAAUAUUGAACCGAGAGUGCUGAGACUUUUACAAAGCAACCUUUAAAAAAAAAUUGAACUCCUCAUAUCAUGGCCUUGUGUUUCAUCCUCCCUCUCUAUCCCUGAGUUGUGUACUGCGGCAGCACAGUAUCUCCUUAUCCCCAUUUUAAAAAGCAUGCUUACUCAUCUUUGUCAGGACUCUUCAGUUGUUGUGGUCUUUGUUUUGUGCCAAGUGCCUCCAGCCAAAAGACGGUGCUUAUUUGCUUAUCUAUACUCUGUGACAUUUGUUCGACCAAAAUUUGAGUCAAAAUGAGAUCUAGUGAUGAGAUAUCUCUUAACCAACAUAACACAGUUCUGUGGGGUUUUUUUUGCUUUCCCAUCUAAAUUUGCUUAGCCAGAUUUUUUUUAAAUACUUGUAGUUUUUAUAAAGAAAAACAGGUUUUCAGUUUUAUGUUCCGUAACGCUCCACUGAUUUGAAGUAAACUCAUUGCAUGUAGUGUGGGAAGUAUUCAUUUCUGUAAGUGCGUUACACUCAUUUUAGCUACCAAGACUGAGAUUAAAAUAAUGAAAUAAACCAUUCCACAUGACCAUUUCUAAAUGGCUGUUACGUUUUAAUUUAGAUUUAUAAAUUUGGAAAAAUAAAUAUUCCUGCUGUAUUUGUCUUAAUCCAAUGUAGCCUCCUCAUUGGACAUCAACUGAGAGGUACUGGAAUGGCUUGAUUGGACUCUCGACUUUUCUCUGUUGUUGCAGAUGGCUGUUAACAGGAGCUGAAAUAUAACCAGAAAUUGAAUUCAUGUUUUAUUCCAAGUAUUUUACUCCAGGCUUGUUUGUAUAUGGCAGAAUUACAAAUUUCUGAUUCUUCACCAGUAGACAAAGUCAGCGGUGCUUGUGGCUGACAAAGGUACAUUUGCAACAUGAGAUGUGAAAUAAAGGUAGUUAAUUGCACAGCUGCA